AUGGCAAGCUCUCCAGUCUUGAACGUGGUCCGCUAUUCGGCACUCGUCGGCGGCAUUGGAUACGGCAUUCUGCACCGCAGGACAUUGCAGGCAAAGGAGGACAUUAAGGCUUCUCACGCCGCGUACAAGCACAAGGAGCACCUCAUCCAAAAGGCGAAGGAGGCUUACAAGAACCGUCUUGUCGCCCAGCAGAGCAACUCUGGAAUCGUCACGGAUCCCGAGAACCCAGCAUUCGACUUGGAAAAGUUCUUGAUCAAGGUCGAGCAGGAGAACAAGUGA
Kalmanozyma brasiliensis GHG001 is the source of this 279-nucleotide messenger RNA. Its product is annotated as ATPase, F0 complex, subunit E, mitochondrial. The transcript is spliced from 3 exons. Lineage: Eukaryota; Fungi; Basidiomycota; Ustilaginomycetes; Ustilaginales. The coding region runs from base 1 to 279 and encodes 92 amino acids. Gene Ontology annotation, biological process: proton motive force-driven ATP synthesis. The record is from RefSeq and is a predicted model, not a curated record. Gene Ontology annotation, molecular function: proton transmembrane transporter activity.